Molecule: messenger RNA, 6223 nt
Organism: Sitodiplosis mosellana (orange wheat blossom midge)
Lineage: Eukaryota; Metazoa; Arthropoda; Insecta; Diptera; Cecidomyiidae
Product: fibroblast growth factor receptor homolog 1-like
Exons: 18
Coding region: 1885-5076 (1063 amino acids)
Biological process (GO): cell surface receptor protein tyrosine kinase signaling pathway; multicellular organism development; protein phosphorylation
Cellular component (GO): signaling receptor complex
Molecular function (GO): transmembrane receptor protein tyrosine kinase activity; ATP binding
Source: RefSeq, a predicted model, not a curated record
UUUUUUUUGAAGAAAACAUUCGUAUUUCAUUGAUAUGGACGGCAAGUCACUGGCAGUAGCAACACAUAAACUUAUGUUAGUAUUUAUCGGAGUGCAUGUUAGUUAAGACGAGUCUCUCUCUCCUUCUAAAUCGCACGAAAGUAGUGAGCGCAGAUUCGAUUCGGAAAAUUCACUUGCGCCCGCGAACACUGUUUUUUUUUUUUCAAUUUGAAAAGUGACAUAACGAUUUUUAUUCGGUUUUUUUCGAAUUUUUUAUUUGGACAAAAUCACGACAAAAGAAUUAAAAGCAAAAAAGAACGAUUAAAAGUGACAACGAGAAAAAUGAAAGUUUUUGUUUGGUGAUUUUUGCUGACGAAAAUCAAGUGAAAAAAACAAAAAAACAUAAUAAAACUGAUUUACAGCCGUUGAAAAUUGUGCAACAAAGCUGCUUCUUGGAUUUUUUGUCCAAAAAAAAAAAUGACUUCAUCAGAACACAAAUCAGAGCAAAUCCAUUAAAUGCACUGAAAUCGAUUAAAUCCAAGCCAAAACGAACGAAUGACAACGACGAAGACGUCGACAGCACAUACAAAAACAGACGCAUUUAAAUGCAACUUGAAAGGUUAAUGGAAAAAAGGCACCCAGAAUUAAUAACACAAAUAAAUUGUUUUGAAACGUUUUUAUGUAGUAUACAUGUUCUAAUGCGGUUCUAGUGCGUUGUGUGUUUAUUUAGUGAAAUAGAAAACAAGUGAAUUGGAGCGCUACCAAAAAUACGCUCUCGUCAAUUUAUGGAUAUAUAUCAUUGCAUUUUAUGGAUUUUUCUUCUGGUUCAGUUGAUGCAGUUGAAUGUGUGUGUGACAACUAAUCAUAAAUAAUCCCCCAAAUUUGGAACAGCUCAAUCAAUGUUUGCUCAAGAGUCUGGGCUAUUUUAAGUGAUUUGUUCGGUUAAAAUUAAAUUCAUUACAGACUAUGUUGAAAAGUUCUGGUGGACUUUGUUGAGUCUAUGAUUGAGUGUUGAGUCAAGCCAAAGCCAACAGCAAAGCCAAGCCGAGCCGAGCCAAAAUCAAAGCCUCAGUUUGACCAACGAAUGAUUAUUACGAAAGAAAAAAAUUCACUUCAAUAGUUCAUAUCGAGAAGACAGUGCUGCGUAUUGAUUUGGUGUGUAUAUGGUUUGGGAUUGACGGUCACAAAGUGAAACAAAUCAUGUAAUUUAAUGUGAAUCUGUGAAAUGACUGUGUGUCCACAUAUAGUUGCGUAUUGCCGAGAUUUUACACUAUGUGUUUUCCAAUACGACAAAGUGUCUCUGUACUGGCUCAAGUAAUGCUGCAUUUACAUUCAAACACGAGCUAAAUAACGAAAUAAAAUUGUGAACAGGACAGAGACAGUGCGAGUGACAGAGAAGGAAAGUGAAGCUAAACAGUCUGCUCUUUAUAUGUGCAGUGCGAUUCGAAUAAGUUAAUCAAAAUCCCACAAUUGGAUCUUCUAUUUGAAUGGCUGCAGAGAGGGAAAAAAGGAAGACGAUAAGCAUUUAACUACAUUGAAGACAAUUGAUUUAAACAGACACAGAGUGAGAGACUGAUUUCAUAUUAACGUUACGGAAGAGAAAGAAGCCGAUCGGCGCGCGUAAAUGAAUCGCAAUAAUUAAUUAAAGGAAAAACAAACAAAGAAUUCAGCUUCUUGUCUGCCCUCACCUCAGCUCGGACGUAAUUUAAAAUUCUUCAGCGAUCGCAAUUCUUCUUUUUUUUCUGUAAUAUGAUUUGCGUAAUGCGGCCCCACUGAAUGAUGUCUUGAAUAAAUAACACGACAAUUGAUUGGGCAAAAUAUUCAAAUUAAAGCGCGAAUACAAUUCCACGUACACAAAAUACACCGCCAUUCAAACCGAUUAAAAUUUACUUUGAAACGGCAAAUAUGAAUGUGGCCAUUGUCAUUGUUUUAUCGUCGAUUUUUAAUUUAUUAUCAUGUGCAAAGCUCGACCGCAUUCAUACACACCGAACGGCCACACCAAUGAUGCCAACAACAUCAAUGGAAUUCAUAAGUUCAUCAACAGACUCUCAUGGCAAAGGUACCAAUGACGAUACAAAAGGCUUUGGUUUAUCACAACUUCGGAAUGAAAAUGAUGGGAAUCAGAUAGAAACGCCUCACUCGAAUAUGGUCGACCGAUUAUCUAAUGAAAAUAAAGAAAAUAAGGAUUCCAUUCCAUCACUCAACGAAUCAAAAAGUGGUUUAAAUCCACCAUACUUUACAAGUCCGGAAGGUAUGAGCAAAUUCAUUCCAAAACUAUCUGGAGAUAUGGCCAAAAUUCCUUGUAGAGCCGCAGGAACACCCGCUCCAAACAUAACUUGGACGAAAGAUUCAAAUCAGCUCACGAGAACCAAUGGCAGGGUCCAGUUUCGAAAAUGGGUCAUCAUUUUGGAAGAUUUGACGCCAAAAGAUACAGGGAAUUAUACAUGCAAAGUCUGUAACAUACAUGGAUGCAUCGAGUACAGUACACGCAUCGAAGUUAUAGAUCGUUUUCCAGCAAAGCCAUACAUUGUAGACGGCCAUCCAGCCAAUCAAACGGCAUGCGUUAACGGAAGUGUAACGUUCAGUUGUCUUGUUAUCGGCGAUAUUGCCGCUCACAUUACGUGGGCGAAGUAUCAUGCGUAUAACGAUUCCGAUACCAACUGGACCUCCAAACCAAAUACAAUUCGUUUCGAGGCUGACGAUGAAGAGAGACAGGGACAGCUGACUCUUCACAAUAUCACACACGCAGACGAAGGAUGGUACACAUGUAUUGUGGCCAACAGUUUGGGUACAACGGCUAACAGUGCAUAUUUACACGUUGUUGAUGGAGAAACGCUACCAUGUCCUGAAAAGCUGCGCCAGAAUCGAGUCCGUUCGGUUGCCAUGCAACCAACAGCAGCGAAAGAAUCACCAAAUUCAUCAACAGCUUCAAAUCCACGACUGGCAGUUGUUUCGAAAAAUACCCAUAACAUCGAAUCAUCCAGCGAUCGAAUUGAUUCGCAGGAACAAAACUAUGAUAUGAAAAUAUUUGAGGGGAAUAUUUCAACUAUUGACACAACUGACUCUGAUAUCGACGAUCAAAUACCCAAUGAAAAUCAAGACGAUAAGGAUUCCAUUCAGACAUUCGAUGAAUCAGAAAGCGAUUUAAAUGCGCUGCCAUACUUUACACAUCCAGAAAUUUUGAGCAAAUUCAUUCCAAAACCAUCUGGAAAUAUGGUGAAAAUUCGGUGUGCGGCCGCAGGAAUACCCGCUCCAAACAUUACAUGGACCAAGGAUUCAAAUCAGCUCAUGAGAACCAAUGGCAAGGUUCAAUUUCGAAAAUGGGCCAUCAUUUUGGAAGAUUUGACGCCAAAAGAUACGGGACAUUAUACAUGCAAAGUCUGUAAUAUACAUGGAUGCAUUGAACACAGUACUCACGUCGAAGUUAUAGAUCGUUUUCCAGCAAAGCCGUACAUUGUAGACGGUUCUCCAGCCAAUCAAACGGUAAUCGUUAACGGAAGUGUAACGUUCAGUUGUCUUGUUAUCGGAGAUAUUGCCUCUCAUAUUACUUGGGCGAAGUAUCAUGCGUUUAACGAUUCCGAUGGCAACUGGGCCUCAAAUCCAAAUACAGUUCGUCUUGAGGUUGAAGAUGAAGAGAAGACGGAGGAGCUGACUCUUCACAACAUCACGCAUGCAGAUGAAGGAUGGUACACUUGCAUUGCAGCCAACAGUUUGGGCACAACUGCUGGCAGUGCAUACUUACACGUUGUUGAUGAUUUUGAUGAAAAACCAUUGAAAUCGGAGCACAAAUUCAGUACGCUGCUAAGCUACAUCAUCAUCAUAUCAAUGGGAGCACUGUUUCUACUGGCAAUAUUUAUUAUGUUGAUUGGAUUUAAGAAGCUCAAACGUGAAAAAUUGGAGAAACAUCGUGCAAUGGAAACGGUACAUCAAUGGACAAAAAAAGUGAUUAUUGUAAAGCCCAGUUUGGAUGAAGUCGACGGAUCGGAUGGCCUACAAAUUCCAAUUGUACGAAUUGAAAAGCAACGAACGACCGUACAUCAAUCACAAUACUCUAAUGAUCCAUCCGUUUUGAAUGAGUACGAAUUUCCGUUGGAUUCGAAUUGGGAGUUCCCACGAAAUCAUUUGAAGUUUGGGCCAACGCUUGGCGAAGGUGCUUUUGGUCGUGUUGUCAUGGCUGAGGCAUACGGAUUGGAAAAACCGCAACAGAGUCAAAUUGUCGCUGUGAAGAUGGUCAAAGAAGGGCACACUGAUGCCGAUAUAACGGGCCUAGUUCGGGAAAUGGAAGUCAUGAAAAUGAUUGGAAAGCAUAUAAAUAUCAUUAAUUUGUUGGGCUGUUGCAGUCAAGACGGUCCAUUGUAUGUGAUUGUUGAGUAUGCACCGUAUGGCAAUUUGAAAGAUUUUCUCAAGAAAAAUCUCGCAAUGGCCGAUUACAAUUCACUCAACACACAGCAUGUACUGACGCAGAAAGAGCUCACAUCAUUCGCUUAUCAAGUGGCUCGUGGCAUGGAAUAUUUAGCUUCGAGACGGUAUAUUCAUCGUGAUUUGGCGGCGAGAAAUGUGCUCGUUUGCGAUAAUUACAUAGUAAAGAUUGCCGAUUUUGGUUUGGCAAGAGAUGUCCAAGAGUCCGACUACUAUAGAAAAUGCACCAAUGGACGGCUGCCAAUCAAAUGGAUGGCACCAGAAUCAUUGAGAGACCGAUUUUACGACAGUCAAAGCGAUGUUUGGUCGUACGGUAUUUUACUGUGGGAAAUUAUGACAUUUGGUGAUCAACCUUAUUCAAAUAUUUUGUACCCAUCCGAGGACUUAUACGAGUAUUUAAAAAGUGGACAUCGUAUGGAGAAACCACCACGCUGUCCGAUUAAUAUAUAUGCACUGAUGCGACAAUGUUGGAAUUGGGAUCCAAAAGCACGACCAACCUUCACGGAAAUAGUAUUUAAUCUCGAAGAUAUUCUAACGUCAUCUUCAAAUGAAGAGUAUUUAAAUCUAAUCAACGGUCCGUACAUUGAUGACCCGAGUGACGGAGAAGAUCAAGAUGUUGUAGAUGGUUUUCGAGGGCCACCAGUAUGUCGACCGUUUCUACGACGAGAUUUUCAAUGAUUAAGUUAUUUAAGUUGAUUUUUAAGUUUAUCGGAAAUAAGUUUGGAUUUUACGUGUUUAAAAUCUCUGUGAAAAUGAAAGUGAACGAGUUCAAAUCGAUUUGAAAAAUAGCUAUAAAUUUAAGAGAAAAAUGUAAAUUUUUACAUCGAACCAAGAACCAACAUAUCUUUGGGCGUUGAAUUGAAUUGAAUUGAAAGGAAGCAAUUCAUAAUCAAAAUUAUAACGUAUUUAAAUACGUCUAAUCUCUUAAGAGUGAAGUCAAUAAAACGUAAAAGUGUUUUUCAAUAUUUAGGGUUGUAUCUGAUUCUUUAUGGAGAUAAAUCCCUGUAUAUUGGGACCAAUAAUUGUGUAAAAAAUAUUUGUAAUUAAUUUCCAAUACGUGUGUCGAAUAAAAAAUAAAAACUUCUAUCAUGUACAUAUGAUAUCAAGAACUCAUUUGAAUAGCAACAAAAAAGCUGCAUGUUCCAAAGCUAUUUCAUCCACAUUGAAUGCAAUCGUAUCGAAGAUCAGUAUUUAAAAUUGUAUAGGUCAGAUUCGAAUUAAAUUUUUGAUAAAUGUUUAAGAUUACAUUUAGAAUCGACUAUUUGCACUUUAAUUAUCAUUGAAUUCUUUACAAUGAAUACUAGUACGUGAGUGUAAUACUUAUAACAUUGUCCAAUCUCUUUUCCCUUUCUAUGGACUAUAACAAAUUAGCAAUUCAGGAUACUCCUUAUACCAUGUAAAACCAUCUUUUAUAAGCAGUCAUUUGGAAUGAGAAUUAAAAGCAACGAACCAGUAGUACCGUUUAAGUUUUGAUAAGCAGUCACAUUCACAAGUUUCGUUAAUUUCCAUCAUAUGUAACCAUACAAAUCAUUUUUUUUUCAUCGAUGACUAACUUUACGUGUUAGAGCUCCAUCCUUUAGAUUUCCAGAUGGAAACAAAUCAAUCUUAUUGUUUUUCGAAAAACUGAAAUUUGCAACUCAAUUCUAACAUCGCACAUUUCAAGAAAUCCAUGCAGUUAAGAGCAAAAUGACCAUAUUUCUUUAAGUGGAAUUGAAUAGAAUCAAACAAUUUAUUUCAUACUUUACUCAAAAUUUUCAACUGAUCAAAUAACUGUAUAUUUUUUUUUUGCAUUGAUAACAAAAUAAAUGGAAAAGAUCACAAAGUA